Arabis nemorensis is the source of this 2085-nucleotide messenger RNA. NCBI's taxonomy places the organism in Eukaryota, Viridiplantae, Streptophyta, Magnoliopsida, Brassicales, Brassicaceae. The record is from the annotation of a GenBank genome assembly.
AUGGCAAUGGCAACAAUAUGUUCAAGCUUAUUGGUGUUCCCAAAUUUCAACCGUACAGCCAGCUUCAAGGUAAGAGCUCAAAUAUCUGGUGACAACAAAAAGGCCACGGCAGUAGAGCCUGUGAACGGUUCGGUCUCUGUGGCUAGUGUCCGAAUCCCAAAAGCGAGUCAUGAAGUGAAGGGGAAAGUUAAAUCCGAGGAAAUUGAGCUGUUAUGGGAUGAUGGGUAUGGCUCCAAAUCUGUCAAGGACUACUUUGCAGAGGCCAAUGAGAUCUUGAAGAAGCCUGACGGUGGUCCUCCACGGUGGUUUAGCCCCGUCGAUUGUGGCCGACCCAUCAAAGAUGCACCUACGCUUCUCUUCCUACCUGGGCUCGAUGGCACAGGGAUGGGUCUCGUUCCACAUCAUAAAGCUCUUGGGAAGGCUUUUCAUGUCUGGUGCCUGCAUAUUCCGGUGCAUGAUCGUACUCCAUUUGAAGGGCUGGUGAAAAUUGUCGAAGAUGUUUUGAGUCAGGAGCAUGCUACACGUCCGAAUAAGCCAAUAUAUCUCGUGGGCGAUUCCUUUGGAGGAUGCCUGGCUCUUGCUGUUGCUGCCCGAAACCGUCAAUUAGACUUGGUGUUGAUACUAGUCAACCCAGCAACAUCAUUUGAGAGGUCACCACUACAGCCGUUGCUACCUAUAUUAGAGAUGGUGCCAGAAGAGCUUCAUUUUACUGUUCCGUACGUUCUAAGCUUUAUUAUGGGUGAUCCAAUGAAGAUGGCUUCACUUGGUAUCAACAACCAACUUCCAGCAAGAAUAAAAAUGGAAAAGUUGAGAGAGAGGCUUACUAACUCUAUGCUUCCUCUUCUAUCUGAGCUCGGUGGAAUCAUUCCUAGGGAAACUUUACUUUGGAAGCUUAAGUUAUUGAGAUCUGGCGCUGCUUAUGCCAAUUCCCGCAUCCAUGCAGUUCAAGCCGAAGUCUUGGUCCUUGCUAGUGGAAAGGACAGGAUGCUUCCUAGCCAAGAAGAAUCAAAGCGGCUUCAUGGGGUGCUAAAAAACUGUACAGUUCGAUGCUUCAAGGAAAACGGGCAUACCCUUUUACUGGAAGAUAGCAUCAGUUUGCUCACGGUAAUAAAAGGUACAUGCAAGUACCGGCGCACCUGGAGAUAUGACUUUGUUUCUGAUUUCUUGCCUCCCAGUGAGGGAGAACUUUCUUACGCCCUUCAGGAACUGCUUGGAUUCUUACGAAAUGCUGUAAGUUCUGUGUUUCUGUCAACUAUGGAAGACGGGAGAAUAGUGAAGGGACUUGCUGGUGUUCCAGAUGAUGGUCCGGUGCUACUUGUUGGUUACCACAUGUUGAUGGGAUUGGAACUUGGCCCAAUGUCGGAGGCAUUUAUCAAAGAGAAAAACAUUCUCUUUCGCGGAAUGGCCCAUCCUAUUCUGUAUUCUGAAGAUGAUGCAGGUAAGGAGUUUGGUUAUGGCGACUGGAUUAAGGUAUUUGGUGCCUAUCCUGUCACCGCAACCAAUCUUUUCAAGCUGUUAUCUUCUAAAUCUCAUGUUCUUCUCUAUCCUGGCGGUGCACGAGAGGCUCUCCAUUACCGGGGUGAACAAUACAAACUAAUUUGGCCUGAACAGCAAGAGUUUGUAAGGAUGGCAGCACGGUUUGGUGCAACAAUAGUGCCGUUUNGAACAGUUGGUGAAGACGACAUAGCUGAAUUGGUUCUUGAUUACAACGACCUGAUGAAGAUUCCAAUUCUCAAUAACUAUAUCUCGGAAAUAACUCGCGAUACCAGUAAAUUUAAAUUGAGGGAAGACUCAAGUGGAGAGGUAGCAAACCAGCAGCUCUACAUACCAGGACUCGUACCGAAAAUCCCUGGUAGGUUCUAUUACCUGUUUGGGAAACCGAUAGAGACUAAGGGAAGACCAGAACUUGUGAAAGACAAAGAAGCAGCAAAUCGGGUUUACUUGGAGGCGAAAGCAGAAGUAGAGAAAAGCCUAGCCUACUUGUUGAAGAGACGAGAGGAAGAUCCAUACAGAAGAGUUGUUGACAGAUUAAGUUACAGUUUGACACACCUUCCUGAGAACGAUGUUCCUUCCUUCGACCCAUGA